This is a messenger RNA of Vitis riparia (riverbank grape), 3348 nucleotides long. Its product is annotated as carotenoid 9,10(9',10')-cleavage dioxygenase 1-like. The record is from RefSeq and is a predicted model, not a curated record. The coding region runs from base 151 to 1110 and encodes 319 amino acids. Gene Ontology annotation, biological process: carotene catabolic process. Gene Ontology annotation, molecular function: carotenoid dioxygenase activity. The transcript has 15 exons. NCBI's taxonomy places the organism in Eukaryota, Viridiplantae, Streptophyta, Magnoliopsida, Vitales, Vitaceae. Gene Ontology annotation, cellular component: chloroplast stroma.
UUGGUUUCUUCUCUUGUUUCUCUUAAUCAUUUAAGAGUUUAUUUUGCCCAAACAUUCAUAUAGGACUAGAUGAGACGAUGCCAUCUGGCGGCAGAUUAGAGAACGAGGAGGUGAUAAAAGCUCCAAACCACUGAGCAGUGAUUGACGGCAAUGCCGGAGAAGAUGGCGGAGAAGGAGGAGCAAGGCGGAUCAGGAGUAGUGGUGGUGGAUCCGAAGCCGAGUAAGGGGUUCACUUCGAAGGCGGUGGAUUGGCUGGAGAAGCUGAUAGUGAAGUUGAUGUACGAUUCUUCACAGCCUCUCCACUACUUGUCUGGAAACUUCGCUCCGGUUCGCGACGAGACUCCGCCGUGCAAGAACCUUCCGGUCAUUGGGUAUCUUCCGGAGUGCCUGAAUGGAGAGUUUGUCAGGGUUGGCCCCAACCCUAAGUUUUCCCCUGUGGCUGGAUAUCAUUGGUUUGAUGGAGAUGGCAUGAUUCAUGGUUUGCGCAUCAAAGAUGGAAAAGCUACAUAUGUCUCACGUUAUGUUAGAACAUCACGUCUUAAACAAGAAGAGUAUUUUGGAGGAGCAAAAUUCAUGAGGAUUGGUGAACUUAAGGGCCUGUUUGGAUUGCUUAUGGUUAACAUGCAAAUGCUGAGAGCAAAAUUGAAAAUAUUGGAUGUUUCAUAUGGAACUGGAACAGGUAAUACAGCUCUAGUGUAUCACCAUGGUAAGCUUUUGGCACUUUCGAAGGCUGAUAAACCUUAUGUCCUAAAAGUUUUGGAAGAUGGAGAUCUGCAAACCCUGGGCAUGCUGGAUUAUGAUAAGAGAUUGACCCAUUCCUUCACUGCUCAUCCAAAGGUCGACCCCUUCACUGGUGAAAUGUUUACCUUUGGCUAUUCACAUACACCUCCUUAUAUUACAUACAGAGUUAUCUCGAAGGAUGGUUUCAUGCAUGAGCCAGUGCCGAUAACAAUUUCAGAUCCUAUCAUGAUGCAUGAUUUUGCCAUUACUGAGAAUUAUGCAAUUUUCAUGGAUCUUCCUUUGUAUUUCAAACCAAAGGUUCAGGAUAACUGGUGCAUAUGGAACAAGUUAGCUCACUUGCAUCACACUUCCAACUCAUGCUCUUAUUAGCAUAUUGUUCAUACUUUGUCUUCACUAUUCAGUAGAAGAACAACAUACCACUUGAGCAAGGAGCACAUAUUACUAAAUCUAUGAAAUAGUUGGUUAAUUCUUGUCUCUCAAGUUUCUUGAUCUUGGGAAUCUAAAUGCUUUGGAGUGCAAAAAUAAUAGUAGUGGCAUAUCUCCUUCAUUUUUAUUGAGAGGCAAGUUGGUAUGGGGAGAGUACAAAACAAGGAGAGCUAGUAGGACCGUUCUUCCCAUUCCUGCCAUGGUGGAGAAAAAGAGAUGAUGGAGAGAUAGCAUCAUUAUCACUAGAAAAACUACAUCAACAACAUCCAUUACUUCUGUGAUUUGCUCAUCCUUUUAUUUUCCUUGAGAUGAUGAAUAUGUCACUGCAUCUAUCUUGAUUGGGAUUUACAUCUGUGUAACAUUUUUUUUCCAAAAGAGGAGUCUCAGGAGCUUACUUAUCUUAAUUUGGAGGGGUGACAUAAGGAGCAUUAGCAAGGCAAUUCUUCUCAUUCCUGCAAUGAUGGAGAAACUCAAAAGUUGGAGAAACUUAAAAGAUAUGUUAAGGAGGUAGCAACCAAUUCAAAGAACUUGAGAGGUAGCAUCCAAUAUGUAUUCACCUUACUACAUCGAAGAAUUUAACAUUUUGGGAUUUAGAUCUAUAUAACAUCUCUUCCAAAAGAGGGGCCUCAAGAGCUUACUUAUCUUAAUUUGGCCAAUUCCAAAAGGGAAAUGUCAAGGAUUGGACAAAUGCUUUUCAAUAUGCAAGAAUAUAAUAUUGACAUGUUAUGGGUAACCAGUGCAAAUAGAAAGAGUUAGCCAACCAAUUCUAUCCUGAGGCUUUGCAUAUUGUCUAUAUAUAACAUGUCUUCAUUAUUCAGGAGGGGUGAAAUAAGGAGCACUAGCAAGGCGAUUCUUCUCAUUCCUACCAUGAUGGACAAAAUCGAAAGUUAGAGAAACUUAAAACAUAUGUUGAGGAGGUAUUGGAACAGCCAAAUAAACAAAAACACCUUCAUUCUUGCCAUGACUUUCUUUUCUUUUUAUUCUCCUUGAGAGUCACAUCUAUAUCUUAAGGAUCCACAAUACCAUUUCCCUCAUUUCCUUUCUCCUUCUCAUAUCCCACUAUAGUCUAUGCAUACUGAUAGCAUCAAAAGAAUCGAACAUCUGUUCUAGAAAAAGGGUUGUGCUAUGUUACUUCUCUCUUGAAUUUUGACAGGUAUAAUAUGUCAUUGUCUAUUUGUCCAAGUCUAGAUAUUCAAAGUGUAGAUACUAAUGGUGGUGGAAUUUUGUCUUAGAGAAUUUUGGCAAGUUAGAAUUUUUUUGGAUGAAGAUAGCAACCAAUUCUGAGAACUUGAGAGGUAACAUCCAAUAUGUAUUCACCUUACUACAUCAGAGAAUCAAACACUUUGGGUAUGUGCUUAUUAUUAAACUAGAUGGUAGGUCACAUCACUAAGCUUAUUAUUAUUCAUUGCUAAGCUUGAAAUCACUGCUAGAGGGAUAUCAAAAGGAAGCAAGUGCAGAUUGAUCAAAUGACUUAUCAUGUCUCAAGAACUCAUAUCUACUAUUCUCAAAUAGCUAAUGCACAAAGAACACGUUCUCUCUUUUCAAUUCAAGUGUGCUAUCCACAAUGCAUCUUUUCAGGUUUGCUAUGUCAACUUCUUUUACUUCUUUUGAUGGUUACUUCAUAUCUUAUUUUACAAUCAAUCUCUUCCAAUUCUUAUUUUUCAAGUUAUGUACGAGUGUUGCAUAUGGAAUGCAUCAGCUCACUUACAUCAUUGUGUCUAUUAUUUAGGUAUGUCGAUCCAACCUCUCCUCCCAUCUCUAAACUCUUUAUAGCUUAGUUCUUUACAAUCAUUUUCGUAAGAACUAAUAAAGUCUAAAUUUCAAUUAUUGUAUUUUAGUUGUUUAAGGCAAUAAAACAGCAACAAGUUGAGUGAGUGGCUCACACUACCAAAUUGAAGUAUGUCAUUCAGUUUACUCUCAGGUGUUGUAGACCUAGUAUAUAAUUCUUAACUCAGAACAAGUAAUAUGAUGUUGAGUAUGAAUGUUCUCUUCUAUGAAAUGAGAGUAAUAAUUCCUUGAUCCUUUGUUAUUCUUCUCUUAGGAAGAAUUAUGUUGUCUACUACUAGAGGAAGAAGAUACUAGAACGCAAUACUGAGAGAGGGUAAAAUUUUCUUUGGAGUUUCUUUGUAAUUUCAUUGUAAGAUCAUCUCAUCUCCAAAGUGAAAAAACUCUUGAUUAUAA